AUGAAAGGAUUUGUAGCAAUAGCUGUCGAUGAGGAUCCUGAUCACGAGGCAAAAGAAACAAUGAACCUUGAGUUAUAUACAUAUGCGAAGAAGGAUCGCAUCAAUGAGUUAACUGAUUAUCAUUCCCUGCAACAAUAUCAAUCCAAAGAGCAUGCACCAUUGUCGACCAUUUUUGAUGCAGUGACUCCCUCUGGUAAUUCAUUACUUCAUGUUGCUGCCAGCUAUGAAAGCGAAAAUGUCACAAGAUAUGUGGCUCGGGAGCUCACUUCCCUAAUCACAAGAGAAAAUUACCAGGGUGACACCGCACUUCACCUUGCCGCUAGAAACCGAAAGUUGAGCACAGUUAAAAUUCUGGUCCAAGCAGAUGCUAGCUUGCUGAAGAUGACAAAUAAAAAAGGAAACACUCCUUUACACGAAGCAGUGAUCAAUGGUGAUUAUGAUGUGGCCGAACACCUGGUUGGGGAAGACAGAGAAGUGGCUUAUAAUUACUACAACAAAGCAGGUAAGUCUCCAUUGUAUCUGGCAGUAAAGAAUGGCGGUGGGAUCGAUAUCCUUGAUCUUCUUUUGGAUGCUAUACAAUAUGGCAAUUCAAAUUACCCAAAAAGAGAAGAUGGCGAUUCGCAUAGCAAGUUACAACCAGAAGUAAAGUCACCGGUGUAUGCUGCUAUCGAGCUACAUAGCGAAGCUAAACUGCAAAAAUUAGCAACAAAGUUUCCAGCACUGCUACAUUAUAAAGACAAAGAGUUGAGAAAUCCACUUCAUUAUGCAUCAUCUUUAGGCUAUAUUGAGGGAGUUAAAUUCCUCUUAGAGAAAUAUAAAGCUGGUGCAACUGAAAGAGACAAACAAGGCAACUUACCUAUCCAUAUUGCAAGCAAACAUGGACAUGUUAAAGUAGUGGAAGUGUUGCUGGAACAAUGGCCUGAUAAAAUGGAAUUUCUCAAUGGAAAAGAGCAGAACAUUCUCCACGUUGCAGCUGAACAUGGGCAAGAAAAGGUUGUGCAGUAUAUUCUAACAAAUAUUUCGGAGGAGAAUGGAAAUUCUUCUAGCAAGCUUCCGAAUGCACUGCUAAAUGAGACUGAUGAGGAUGGAAACACACCAUUGCAUUUGGCAGCAAAGCAUGGCAAAUCCUUUGCUGUGUUCGGCUUAAUUCGGGACAAGCGGGUCGAUAAAGAGAUUGUCAACAAUGAAAACUUGACAUCUUAUAAUGUUGCAGAGAACCAAUCCAAAGCAGCUGUAAUGGAAUAUGAAAAAUCAGAUAAAAUGCUUGCAAAGGAACACCAGUGUGAUACAGACAACGUGGCCAUGGUGGACUUGAAAGAGGAUAAGUUAGCUGAUGCAAAAAAGCAACAUGAAACGGCAGAUUCGAACGGCUGCAAAAGGCUGGAUUUUUACCAAGUGAAGCAGGAUGUUAAGACCAAGAUAGAGUUUCUUCUUUUGGUAGCAGUAUUUGUUGCUGGUGUAACAUUUGCCGGAGCUACCCAACUGCCGAAAUUAGCUGAGAAAGGAAGUUCUAGCGAGUUUCAAAGAAGCAUCCAUGUUGGGCCACUUUUACUAAACCUUUACAUUAUAGUUGACAUCUGGUCUUUGAAUAGUUCUGUUGUGGCUGCCAUAAUCCUUCUUUGGACACAAUUGAAUGAUCUCAAAUUCGCACCCUAUGCACUUUGGAUAUCAUCAAACUUGGUUGGUGGGUCUAUAUUUACUAGCAGCAGCAAAGGUUAUAAGACUUACGAGAUUAGCCGAACAAGUCAUGACUCCUUCAGGGAAUUCAUUACUUCCUGUGGCGGCAAAGAUGUUUUAGAAAACCUGGCUAGAGAGUUUCCUGCAAUAAUCACCAAGCAAAACUUCAUCAACGAUACGGUAGUACUUGAACACCACGGAAACUCUCAUCCACAUUGA
This is a messenger RNA of Dovyalis caffra, 1896 nucleotides long. The record is from the annotation of a GenBank genome assembly. NCBI's taxonomy places the organism in Eukaryota, Viridiplantae, Streptophyta, Magnoliopsida, Malpighiales, Salicaceae.